AUGACGCAACAGGAACGAGAAGCCACCCGAGCCAUCCGCACCACCAAGGCGCCCUACAAGCCGUGGAUUAGCUCGCCCAACGUGGGUCUGUCUUUUGCCUACCACCUGAUUGGCUUCAUCUCAUUCGCCUCGUCGUUCCACUUUCUGGAACAGUACCCCAACCCGCUCAAUGCCUCGUACGGAGGAAAGUACCAGUACCUGACCAUUCUGGGUCUGUGCGGCAGCUACCUAGCGUUCUUGCUUGCUCUGCUGGCCGACGCAGCCUCGCUCUACUCCAAGGACUUCAGCAAUCUGCUUUACCAGCUCAAAAACUCCGUGUCGGUGGCUGUGACGCCCCUCGAGUGCGUCAUCACCGUGCUCUACUGGUCCCUCAAGCUCUACGACCCCAAGCUGCUCAAACACCCCGCCGUCAAGGAACAGAUUCCGUUGUGGCUCGACAUGUCCAUCCACCUGGUCCCUGCCGUCGCCCUUUUCCUGGACGUGGUACUCAUGGGCCAGCCCUGGAACCUGACCACCGUCCAGGCCGUAGUUGCCAACUUUGGUCUGUCGGCAGCAUACUGGUUCUGGGUCCACAAGACCGCCUCCGUCAACAACUUCUUCCCCUACCCCUUCCUCGGCCUCGUGAGCACCGAGGUCCGAGUUGGCGUCUUCAUUGGAGCCGGGGUUAUUGGCUACAUUAGCUAUAUCAUCAUCCGGGGUCUGCAGUCGACUUUUGCCCGAUCUCCCCUCGACCAGCUCAAGGGCAAAAAGAGCAUCUAA
This is a messenger RNA of Yarrowia lipolytica CLIB122, 759 nucleotides long. RefSeq lists its product as uncharacterized. Gene Ontology annotation, cellular component: endomembrane system; membrane. Lineage: Eukaryota; Fungi; Ascomycota; Dipodascomycetes; Dipodascales. The record is from RefSeq and is a predicted model, not a curated record.